Molecule: messenger RNA, 4917 nt
Organism: Papaver somniferum (opium poppy)
Lineage: Eukaryota; Viridiplantae; Streptophyta; Magnoliopsida; Ranunculales; Papaveraceae
Exons: 6
Coding region: 2396-4369 (657 amino acids)
Source: RefSeq, a predicted model, not a curated record
CAAAAAUAGAUUAUGCCUGUUUCUUGUCUUAAACGUUCUUUAUGUAAACUGUUUCUUAUAAUUUAUUUUCCAUAUUUAUUUCACCAGUGUAUUUCAAUGUGCCCUAGCCGGAAAUGGUGACAAACACUAAUUUGGGUCUUCACUUCUUCUGAUGGCGACUAAAGCUGAAUCUUCUUCCUCAGAAUUUCUAAUUAAUAAAAUAAGGAUCAACAAUUCCAAUUCAUCCAGAUUUCUUCUUACCCUAUCUCACUCACUCAAAAAUUCUAUAACAAACAAACCAAUUUCUCCUCCUUUCCCUUUUUUAACUCCUCCUCCUUUGUUUCAGGUUUGCUUAGAAAAUUGGUGGUUGAUUAAAUCAGAAGAUGGAAACAGAUUAUGCAUUCAAGGUUACACCUUAACCGAAAAUCGAGCUCGGCGAGUAUUUUCAUCUGCACCAAUUACUAAAAAAUACAGUUUAAUCCAGCUUAAGACAGCUGAUGGGAUCAACACCUUACUUGGAGGCAUUAUCAAUAAAUCUCGUACUCUCGAAAAUGGGUUUUCCUCGGAGGUUCGCAGUCGUUUCUUAUUGGGGCUUCCCUAUGACUGGGAGGAUGAUGUUUGGGCCAAGAAUCUGCUGGUGAUGGUCCUGCUCUAACUAGUAUGCCUGACUUUGAUGAGUCAACAGACGUGUUAUCUUCUCUGCCCAACCGUGUAUGUGGAAAACUAGUUGGAGACACGAGAGUUCAAAGAGCACCAGUGAAGGUGGCAAGUUGAAAAGCAAAGGUUGCAGCUAUGGUUCUGUUGAAAUUUUAAAAAAUGCUCCAGCAUCUUUAAGUUCUGAUGUGAAAGAAAAGGCUGAUCCGUAUGAGGCUAGUGUUGCAGUACCAGUGGACAUCCUGAGUACAAAACGUAAAGUAGGUCACCCAAAGAAGAAAGGAAAAAAAUCUCGUGCUAUUCCUGGGUCUUCAGGCUGUGGGGUUGUACAAGUUCAUGUGGAUCUAAUAAGUCAUGGCUCUGAAGGAAAUUUGGAGAGGUCUAAGCCAGAAGCACCAGUUGUUACCGUAGAGGACUCUUCUCUGCAGAGACUUCCCGAAGCUAAUGUUAGUUGCUCAAUUGAAGUGGGUUUGGAUACCUUCAAACUUGCUCCGCCUCUGCGUAAAGUUUCUGCAACAAGAACUAGCAGUGGGUUGAAGAUUACAGUAGGCAAAGGGAAUAGAGCAUCGAAAUGUUCCAAUGAGAAUGUCAGUAGUAUCUCUGGUCCAUUAUGGAAGAUUUCGAGACACCGAAAAAGGUAAUGAUUAAAAGCUGUGAAUCAAAUCCUUCUAGCUGUAAUAUUGACAGGGCAAAGGAAGUUAUGAGUUCAUCUAAAGGCAGAAUCAAAAUACUGGCAAACGAUUUGAAGGAUGAACAACCUACCGACUAUAAGAUUCACCUGCGGACUCCGGGAAGUAAAACGGUGAAGAAAGAAGUAUCUCCACUGCCUUCUUCCAAGAGUAAAAAGAAGAACCAAUUUUCAAGUGGCCAAGAAGGUCCUUAUUUUAAUCCCGAACGGUCUAGAUCUGGUAAUUCGGUCAUUCCAUUUUUCAACUAGCAUUUGAAAAAUCGAAUUGUUGGAAGUCUACUUAUACCUCCAUUAGAGUUUUGGCGAAACCAACAUGUCCUGUAUGAUAAGGUAGUAAAUCUGAGCCACCGAAAGCAAAAAGAAAACUGUUAUGAUGCUUUGACAUAGGAAUAGUUCGGUUGUAAAUGGUGAGUUGCAGUAAAAGUGUAGCCCCUUUUUUUUGUGAAAAUCUAGUUUUUGUCAAUAUAUCAGCAUUAUAAGGAAAAUAGUUGCUUUUCUUUCUGCAGCCAGUUUCUACGUUAGUCAGAGUUUUUCACUAGUAGGGUAAAAAAUGGUUUACCUUUCGUUAUUUCCUUUAUUAUAGCAAUAGACAACUGUCUUAUAAUUCUUGGUUGAAAAAAGUGCAAAUAAUGAAAUUUUGUUCUUUAGUAAAGAAUAUAAUAAUAUGCUAGAUUAUUUCAUUCUCUCUAUAAACUCAGAGAACAUGGGCAAUGUUUCCAUCACAAGUACUAAUAUUAUAGCUGUUCAUUUUCAAAAUUAAAAAUCGUUUGACUAGAUUCCAAUCAUCCAACUCACUAGGUGAGUUAUUAAGAGUAGAAAGAAGAACCGUCAUUAAUAUGUUUCCACAUUCAAACCACACACAAAACCUAAAAUAGGGGCGAUUUUUGUGGAACUAGUUUUCUUCUUCUCCUUAACUCCCCAUUGUUGAUUCAAGUAAGUAAUCCAUCACAAUCUUUUCAGUUCUAGUGCAAUUAUCAUAGGUAAUUAGUUAGUUCUCUUGAUAUUAAUUUGCUUCCUGUUACAAAUUUUGUUGAAAAUACAACUAUUAUCUAUUAAGUACCAAGUAUUUUAGGUAUGGGUACUGAUGCAAUGGAGAUAGGAGGAGUGGAUUUGAGAAAGUUUUUCAUGCUUCCAAUAAAAAUUUCUUAUAGAUCUACAUCCAAACAUCCAUUGAUUGUGGGUUUUGUUUUAUUCUCAUUAUUAUUGUAUGGAUUUUUUCCUUUUCUAUUUGUUAUCUUGGUUUCUUCUUCUCCUGUUCUUGUUUCCACUUUUGUUCUUCUCGGUACAUUAUUGAGUUAUGGCCAGCAUCCUCAUAUACCACAAAUUGAUGAAGAAGAUGAUGAUGUUCAAGAAGUUGCAUCAACGAGAAAAACAGAAAUUGAGCUGCUGACACCGAAUUUGGGAGAUUCUUCUUUACUGUGGAAGAAGAUCAAAGACCAGGAAGAUGAUGAUGUUCAAGAAGUUGCAGCCACAAGAAACACAGAAAUUGAGCUGCUGCCACCAAAUUUGGGAGAUUCAUUUGGUUCUAUUCAAGAUUUUUCUUUACCGUGGAAAAAGAUCAAAGACCAUGACGAGGAUGAUGAUGAUGGUGAGUCUUUCAAUUCAGAUUCUGAUGGUGCAGAGAGUUUGUUUCCUGAUGCGUCAAUUACAGACAUUAAGCCGAUGAUUAAUGAACUCCAUCCUUUACUUGACACUGAAACUCCUCACCGUGAUGCUCAUGAAUCGUCUUCAGAUGAUGAGUUUAGUGCUGCUUCUGAUAGAUCCCAAAGCUCAAAUGAUAUCCAUGUUGAAUCAAGUGAAGAGGAUGAGCACCAUGAAGAUGAAGAAGAUGACGAUGAAGAAGAUGAAGAAGAAGGUCAAUGUGAGACCACUGAGCAUGGUACCAAAGCUGUUUUAAAAUGGACAGAAGAUGAUGAAAAGAAUCUCAUGGAUCUUGGGAACUCUGAGCUGGAAAGAAAUCAGCGGUUGGAAAGUCUUAUCGCAAGACGAAGAGCUAGGAAGAGCUUCAGAAUGAGUGAAUCGGAGAUGAAUAUGAUGGAUUUGGACUUUAAUAGGCCCCCAUUUCUGAUUGCACCAAUUUCAACUGGGAGGCGCAACCCAUUUGAUCUUCAUUAUGACUCUUAUAUGGGACCUGGAUUACCUCCUAUGCCUGGUUCAGCUCCUUCUGUUAUGCUACCACGAACAAAUCCAUUUGAUCUUCCUUACGAUGACCCACUUGAAGAAAGACCUGAUUUAGCUGGAGACAGCUUUGGCGAAGAGUUCAUGACAGCUCAUGAGAAGGAUAUGCACUACAGGAGGUGUGAGAGCUUCAACAUGGGAGCUUAUUUCUUUAAAGAUCACAGGCAAGAAAAGAACAAUGUCAGUAGGUUCAAACCUCAUUUUGUAACUGAAGAAAUGGCAUCAGAAGGGCGAUUUUCUAGAUUUAGCAGACAGAUGAGUGAAGCAAGUGAGUCUAAGUUGAGUUUUGCAUCUGAGACCGAAUCACAUUCUACAAUUGCAAACCAGGAAGACUCUAGUAAUCUUGUUGAAGAACAAUUAUCAUUUCAGGAAUGGGAGCUCAAUCCUGCUGUUGAACACACACCUGAGCGAGUGACGCUAGGAAGUGAACUCUUGGAAGAAAGUCGCUUGGAUUUAGAUACUAGUAAAGAAGCUAAGGAUGACAUCGAUUUAUUUAAGGUUAAGCAUGAAAAUGAUGGCACCAAAACUUCCCGUGGAACACAAUCAAGAUUCUACUCUGAAUUCAUCUCUUUAGAAGAACACCUCACAGGCUACGUUCAUGUGGACCAAGAAUCGGGCAAAGAGCAGCAGCACACAAGUUACAUCUCCCUCUCAUCAUCUGGGGUUGAUGAAAAGAUCAAAGAGAAAAGUGAGGAUAAAGAAAGUUCCAAUGGAAAGCAGUCGAGCAAUGUUCAAGUCGAUCAAGAAAUGGUUCAACAUCAACAGCACACCAGGUCAAACUCCCACUCAUCUUCAGACGUGCAUGAAAAGAUCUUUGACGUGAACAUAGACGAAGAGUUAUCAGAUCAGGAGCCAGAAAGAGGUCCGUGAGCACUCCUCCAACUUCACGCAUCAGACAGUUGUUGAUUCUGAUUUUCUUACCAGGGUUGUAGAAGAAAAUGAUAGUCAUACAGAGGCACCUGUUUAUGACUCUAGCCCAUCAGCGUCUAAUCAGGACAUCUCUGACAUGAUGAGCAUGGAAGAAACAAUGAGUUAUAAAGAUAGCAUAGUUUUCCCUUCUAGUUCAUCUGUGAAUGCAUGAAGAGGCACCAGAACCCGCAGUCGAGGAAGGAAUCAUUUCGCUCACAGAGAAGCUUCAGAGCAGAUUGGGAGCCCUUGAAAAUUGAUGGCUCCCUGGAUGUAUGAAAAAUUACCAGAAGUUCAAGUCUUAUGAUCCUGAAGAAGAUAAAACAAGUUCUAUCAAUGCUGGUGGAAGGCCUGCAUAUAGCCGUAGCAGUCUGAAACGACAAAACAGUCGAAAUUCGCAUAUAGACUGAUGUAAGCAAUUGUGUUUCUGUUAGCCAUUAUGAUUUUGAUCCCAACAUUACAUUAAUUGUAUUGAAAUCUCUAUGUUUGUGAAGAAUAAUCUUUCGAUAUUU